Messenger RNA from Paramecium primaurelia, 714 nucleotides. Lineage: Eukaryota; Ciliophora; Oligohymenophorea; Peniculida; Parameciidae. The record is from the annotation of a GenBank genome assembly.
AUGAAAAACCUAAGAAAAGAAUUAGAUCCAAUUCUAAUUCAGGAUAUUGAAAUCAAUUAUAAUGUUUUUCACAUUCAAGAUUAUUACACAGAAUUAUUUCAAUUAAAAAAAGUGAUAUCCAAGAUUAUUUUACCAAAAACUUAGUAAUUGUCAAAUUACAAUAUGUUAUAAUUCAUAGGCAAAGGAAAAUAUAGUGAAGUUCAAUUAGCAUGUGAAAUUACUACUGGAAUACAUGUUGCACUUAAAAUAAUAAAAAAAUAAUAAAUUUAGUCUAUUUGGAAGAGUAUAGCAUAAGAAUUGAAAAUUUAAUAUCUUCUCAAUCAUCCAAAUAAUGUCAAACUCUACACUUUCUUCCAAACAAGUUAUUAUUUAUAUAUAUAUAGAGAUCUAAAACCAGAAAACAUUUUCCUAUGAUAUGAUUGAGUUAAAUUAGCUGAUUUCACUCAUUCUAUCUAUUCUCCAAAAUAAGAAAGAUCUACAUAAUGUGGUUCUCUAGGUUACAUUUCCCCUGAGAUUAUUAAGGGAGAGAAUUAUGAUAAAAGUACAGAUUUGUGGUAUUUGGGUGUACUAGCAUAUGAAUUAUGUAGUGGUGAAACUCCUUGGGAAGAUCUAUCUUAUUUGGAAGUGUAAGAAAUCAUUUUAAGUGGAAACAUAAGAUUUCCAUCUAAAUUCACUCCAGAAUCAAAAGAUUUCAUUAAAAAAAUCUUAUAUUGA